Molecule: messenger RNA, 810 nt
Organism: Hyaena hyaena (striped hyena)
Lineage: Eukaryota; Metazoa; Chordata; Mammalia; Carnivora; Hyaenidae
Gene: SECTM1
Product: secreted and transmembrane 1
Exons: 5
Coding region: 1-738 (245 amino acids)
Biological process (GO): immune response
Molecular function (GO): cytokine activity
Source: RefSeq, a predicted model, not a curated record
AUGGGGGGUCUGGCUCGCCUGGUGCUGGCGCUUGGGGCCCCUGCGUGUCAGGGUUUCCCCGAUUGCAGGGGGAGGCUGGUGACGGGAGCCGGGGACCUUCCUUGUGGAGCUGAGUGUGCCAACUGCGCACACCUGGCCCAGGAGCUGGGGACGCUGAGGCGGGCCCUGGGGGACACGGAGGCAGCCACCCGCCCGGCCACCAUUUCCCAACAGUCAGGCUGGGACAGCCCCUCCUGCACCGAAGGCGUGGUUUCCGUGUCCAGGGGCCAGUGCGCUGUGAUGUCCUGCAACAUCUCCAACCCCUUCUUGCACGUCACCAUCUACUUAAACACCAGUGGAGAGGACUCCCAGCCCCUGUUCAGUGUGACGCCCCCAGGCUGCUUCUGCCAGGGUGGGUGGCAGCUGCAGGUCCGGGGAGGCGUGGCACAGCUGGUGAUUCCCAAGGUGAGCGACACCCAGGCUGGGCGCUACAAGUGGCAUCUCCAGGGUCUGCAGAGGAAUGUCAGAGACACCACACUGAACGUUUCAGGCACAGAGGCCCCAGACCUGAACCAGGCAGGAAACGUGUCCUCCGCCUCUUCCUGCAGCCCGCAGAUGGCGUGCCCGUCAGGGGCCGAAGGCCAGUUCCAGCUGGCGCUUGUCAUCAGUGUCAUUGUCGUGCUCGCUCUCCUGGCGGCUACCGGGUUAGCCUGGUGCCGAAGGCACGGUUCGCUGUACUCGAAGCCCCUGCAGGUCUGAGGCCCGGCACCCAGGCUUCUGUUCGCCUGGGGGUCUCAGUCGGUGAAGCGUCCGACUUCGGCUCAGGUCAUG